AUGAAACAUUAUCUAAGUUUACUAGCAAUUCAGUUCCUCUGUGGGCAAAGAUUUUUCGGAAGAGCCGAGGAUAAAUUGAAUAAUGAAAGCAAUGUAAAGUACAGCUCAUCAAAUGUGGGUCUUUUAAGACUGAUGGAAGUGGAAGAAGAAUUCACCGAUUGCCUUAUAAAUUACAUAGGACAACUUGAAGAAGAAACCCAUUUCCUUCAAAAGUACUUGUCUUCAGUUUAUACAGUUGAAAGCCAGAAAGAAAGAGUGGAGUAUAUUUCCAAUCCGUUAAACGCUUUUUCACUUUUAAGGCGCACCCACGAAGAUUUGCCAAAAUGGCACGCCUAUUUCAGGAAGUCUAUCAAAAAUGGGAAUUUAAGUAUACUGGACGAUAUUGUUAAAAAGGUGCCACACAGAGUGGACUUAAUUUCGGCAAUGCGUGGAAUUCACCGAAUCGAAAGGAUAUACGACUUAAAAAUCGAUGAUUUGGCACAGGGUAUUCUACAGGGCCAGCAGCACAAUAUCCAAUUGACCUAUCGCGACCUAAUAGCCAUGGGACAUUUCAUGUUCGAGCAACGCGACUAUCAAGCAGCUGCCAAAUGGUAUCGAAUUGCUUGUAAACACGAACAGAAAUAUUCAGAUAAAUUAUUGAAUGAGGUUUUGGGCAACCCAUCCGAAUACCUUCAUCGCCAAUUCAUCAAAGCACUAUUCAUAUAUGGCACUAGUACAUCAGAUCCCGCUACAUCUAGCGAUGAAGCAUCGAUUGCUGCGGAGAGCUCUUUUGCAGAAGCCAGCAAAGAGGAAUUGGAUGACAUAAUGUCCAAUCUGAAUGAUCCUGCCAAUGAUGUUGAAGUGGAAAAAGAGUUAUAUUUGACGAAUUGGAGUCCUACCAAUUUUGAAAUCGGAUGCCAAGGACUAUAUCGCCGAAAAACAAAUCUUGUGUGCAGGUACAAAUUCGACACGACACCCUUUCUGCGAUUGGCACCUCUGAAAUUUGAAGAAAUCAAUUUGGAUCCAUACAUUGCAAUGUACCACGAAGUUUUGUACGAUUCAGAGAUUGAGGGUCUUAAAAGCCAAUCAGUGAACAUGAUCAAUGCCUAUGCAACCGAAAAAAAUGGCACCGAAAUCAGGGAGUCUGUGGGUCAAUUUGCCUUCUGGCAUGAUAAAUCUUUAAUGCGAGAGCGUAUCAAUCAGCGGAUUAUUGAUAUGACAGGAUUCAAUUUCUCCAAAACUGAUGAGAUUCAGGUCGUUAACUAUGGCGUGGGUACAUACUUCAAUCCCCACUUCGACUUCACCUCAGACGACUAUGAAGCUCCAGAUGUUAUUGAGUUGGGAGACCGAUUAUCCACAGUUCUUUUUUAUGCUAGCAACGUGCAGCAAGGUGGAGCAACUGUUUUUCCAAAAAUAAAUAUCACUGUUUUCCCACGGAAAGGCAGCAGCUUGUACUGGUUCAAUUUGUUAGACGACGGAAGGCCUGAUCAAAGAAGUCAACAUUCUGUGUGUCCUGUUAUCAACGGAGAUAGAUGGACUCUUACGAAAUGGGUCCAUUUUUUCCCCCAAAUGUUUAUCAUGCCAUGCAAGUCAUAUUCAAAAACUAAAAGCGAAGUCUAAAACCUUUGGAGUCUUUACUCCGUUCAACAAAGAAGUCAAGUGCCCCUUGCUAAG
Molecule: messenger RNA, 1653 nt
Organism: Drosophila eugracilis
Lineage: Eukaryota; Metazoa; Arthropoda; Insecta; Diptera; Drosophilidae
Product: prolyl 4-hydroxylase subunit alpha-2
Exons: 7
Coding region: 1-1599 (532 amino acids)
Biological process (GO): peptidyl-proline hydroxylation to 4-hydroxy-L-proline
Cellular component (GO): endoplasmic reticulum
Molecular function (GO): procollagen-proline 4-dioxygenase activity; protein binding; iron ion binding
Source: RefSeq, a predicted model, not a curated record